AAUUUCGAUUGAGGGGCCUUAACAAAGCCACGCCUUGAACUUGAACAAUUCAUUCUCCAUUUCACCCUUUUUCAUUGCCUUUAUAUUUUGGCGCUCACAUUAUACUUUACUCGUCGACCCACCCAACUACCUUCCCUCUCCUCUCUUCUUCAACACUCAUUUCCACCGUUUUCCGACAACAAUGGCAGACCCACAAUCUCCAAUGGUUGAAAUCAACGGCUUAGAAUUCACCUACCCUGGAAUCGACGGUCACCCUCCUCCCGGGUCCACCCCUUUAAUCCAGGAUUUCUCUUUAUCCCUUUUUCCCGGUGAUCGUUGUCUUCUCGUCGGUGCUAAUGGCGCAGGGAAGACGACAAUUCUGAAGAUAUUAGGAGGGAAGCUUAUGGUUGAGCCUCAUAUGGUUAGGGUUCUUGGGCGAUCUGCUUUUCAUGAUACUAAUUUGACUUCUUCUGGUGAUAUGUGUUAUCUUGGUGGAGAGUGGAAGCGAGAUGUUGCUUUUGCUGGAUUUGAGGUUUCUAUACAGAUAGAUGUUUCUGCUGAGAAAAUGAUAUUUGGAGUUGGGGGUGUAGAUCCUGCAAGAAGGGCUGAACUAAUAAAGGUGCUGGACAUUGAUCUGUCUUGGAGGAUGCACAAAGUAUCUGAUGGUCAGAGAAGACGAGUUCAAAUCUGUAUGGGUCUUCUCAAGCCAUUUAAGGUUCUUCUUCUUGAUGAGAUCACAGUUGACCUUGAUGUGCUGGGAAGAGCUGACCUUCUUAAGUUUCUCAUCAAGGAAUGUGAAGAGAGAGGUGCUAUAGUCAUCUAUGCGACACAUAUAUUUGAUGGGCUCGAGAACUGGCCAACACAUAUUGUGUAUGUGGCUCGCGGAAAGUUACAAUUAUCAUUGCCCAUGGAAAAAGUUAAGGAGAUGUCAAAUUUGUCAUUAAUGAGGACAGUGGAGAGUUGGCUGAGGAAAGAACGAGAUGAGGAGAGAAAAAGGAGGAAAGAAAGAAAAGCAAAUGGCCUCCCAGAAUUUGAGAAGCGUAUUGAAGGCACUUGUGUCGUUGGUGAUCCUGCUCAUGCUGCUGCUCGUGUAACAAACAAUGGAUGGGCUGCAGGAAGGCUGCAUUCCACCCUUGCUGGCGAAGACAACUUCACCUUCAGCUCAAACAGAGUACUAAGACAAUAGUUUUUACAUCCAUAACUUUAAGUUAUUAAACUUAUCAGGUUUAAAGUUAUACUACUAUUACUUCAUCAAACAAUUUACAGGCUAUAGCUAGCAUUUGAGUUUUGGACUGAAUACGUUUAGCAUUCAGGAGUUUUUAUACUAUUACUGUUGUACCAACUUGUACGCGUAAACUUGCACAGUUUCGGGUCAAAAUUUAUUUUUGUAUAGGAAAGCGUUCUAAUGAAAGAGUCCAUUUUACUUCCUCUUUGCAGUUUGUAUGAGAAAUUGAGAAUGUAAGCACUUUGACACUUUCCAAACCAUAGCCAAGCUACUAUAGUGGAAUAGUGGACUAUUGUCUAUAAUUUUUAAUUUUUUUA
Messenger RNA from Chenopodium quinoa (quinoa), 1521 nucleotides. RefSeq names its product ABC transporter I family member 20-like. The record is from RefSeq and is a predicted model, not a curated record. The coding region runs from base 182 to 1165 and encodes 327 amino acids. Gene Ontology annotation, molecular function: ATP hydrolysis activity; ATP binding. NCBI's taxonomy places the organism in Eukaryota, Viridiplantae, Streptophyta, Magnoliopsida, Caryophyllales, Amaranthaceae. The transcript has 7 exons.